AUGUUCAAUAGCAAUUAUCACAGCAUUGUGCUUGGUGCUUUUUUGACGAUCAUCCUGUACGGCUCCUCUUAUUUUCUAUUUGUUGCUAACGGCGAUGUUUAUCAAGAAACACCUACAACUACGCUCAAAAACAUUGGCUGUGUAACUUGCACCACGAAUGCUGUUGGUUUUGUGCUGCUUCGCAUAACUCAGCGCUUAUCACGACAUCAUCUGAACGGACCGAAUCACACGCUCUCGCAAAGCUAUCAAUGUCGAGAGAACAUGUGUGUUGUGCAACUGAUUUCACCCGUUUAUAUCCUAUUGUUCAUCACAAGACUCUGUCAGUUCGGGUUUCGGAUUUACGUAUUUUACAUAGGGUUUAAACUGGGCGCAUUUACUAUGCGGUUGUUUGCUCACACAUACAAUUUGUCGUUGGCUUUGAGUGUGCUUCUCACACCUACUCUGCUCAUUCUUCUGCAGCCAAAGUUGGCUGGCAUCUUUAUCAAGAAAAAGGAGAGCCCGCGCCUGAACGAUGGUAAUCAAGCCAACGGAGCUGCUUACUUCGACGAACUUAGAAGAAUGUGGACUUGA
Cylicocyclus nassatus is the source of this 570-nucleotide messenger RNA. The record is from the annotation of a GenBank genome assembly. NCBI's taxonomy places the organism in Eukaryota, Metazoa, Nematoda, Chromadorea, Rhabditida, Strongylidae.